AUGUUGCUGAGGGAUGGGGAAAAUGGCAAUGUUUUGCAUGAAGUAAAAGUCAAAUUGGAUGAAUGUUAUAAAAUACUGACUGAUGUUUCUCCAAAGGAAAAUGGUUUAGUGUUGGAAGUGCCAGAUACAAAGAUAUCUUCCCCAAAAUGUAGCGUCAAAAAUAGCAAGUGUUUAGUAAAUCCGUUUAAACCCAUACUAAAACCGGCAAAGAAAAAUCCCUGGUCAGGUCGAAGUGGUGCAAAAGCAGCAACUUUAAAAAGAAGUUAUGCUUCAACAUUAACAGAAAUAGAAGGAAAGCAAGCAAAGAUUAGACGAAAUGAUUCAAAUAUUGUGACAGAUGAAAUAAACUCUUCCCAUUACAGACCUAUUGAGCCCUUGAACAAAGAAUCAGGUAAUAAACUGGAAAAGAUCGUUCAGACCCCAAAGCGUGGAUUUUUUAAACUUAGUGACAUUGACACAAAUAUAAUCAUCACCAGAAAAGACUUAACAGAUCACAUCAUUGGUGCUGCACAUAAUGGUUUGCAGAAACAAUUUCCUGUCGUACUUGGUUUAGAAAACACAACACUUGGCCCUGUUACCAAUUUUUCUGUACAUCGGGGUACUUUUUUCCAGAUUCUCCACACAGGUACUCAUCACCGUGUAUUGGUUUCAAAUAUUGACUGUCAGAAUGCUUCAGUCAAUUUAUAUGACAGUUUGUACAAUGGAAGAGUCAGUUGUUUAACAAAAAAACAAAUUGCCAACCUACUCCAUGAGCCAUCACCAUCAAUCACAAUCAACAUACCACAUGUCCAGUAUCAAUCCAAUUACGUUGACUGUGGGGUGUUUGCAAUUGCAUUUCUUGUGUCAUUACUUUUUAACCAAGAUCCAACAACUUUGUUGUAUAAUGAAGGUUCCAUGCAAUUACACUUGUUGAGUUGUCUGAAAAAUAUGAGUUCACUCCUUUCCCUUCGACAAAGAAAAGGAAAAUUGAUGACAAGAGUCAAAUCCAAAGAAAAUUGA
Messenger RNA from Xenia sp. Carnegie-2017, 999 nucleotides. RefSeq lists its product as uncharacterized. The record is from RefSeq and is a predicted model, not a curated record. Bases 1 to 999 code for a protein of 332 amino acids. NCBI's taxonomy places the organism in Eukaryota, Metazoa, Cnidaria, Anthozoa, Malacalcyonacea, Xeniidae. The transcript has a single exon.